AUGGCCGCCAAAUUUCAAUUGUGUAUUGUGUUGUUGACGGCAAUAGUCGCAUCUUCAUUAGCUGAGCCAGUUGUGCACAAAUUACGGAUACGCUUCCCAGGCCCCAGCUCCAGUAAGAUUGUCAGUGCAGCAAAGCCUACUAAACAACAGGUGGCACCCUAUCCUCCAGCUGGAUUAAAACCUGAUCCACCAUUUGUAGAAGAAGAGCCUGAAAUAACCUAUUUGCCACCAGAGCCAGAGUUGAUCUAUGGACCCCCCGAUGACGUGUAUGGCCCACCCGAAAUAACCUAUGGACCACCUGAACCUGCAACAACAUAUGGUACACCCGCAGAAACCUAUGGACCACCGCCACCAGAAGUAUAUGGCCCACCUGAUGUAACUUACGGACCACCCGAACAAACCUAUGGACCACCCGAUUUAACUUAUGGUCCUCCCACCACCAGCGCCGAAGAAUUUGCACCAAUUGUCAAUUCAGUCAAUUCGCCAUUACAAAUUUCAUCACAAUUUGUUCCACCCCGUCCCGGUAAGGCAGUAAGUUUCCGCCCAAAUCAGGCUAGCUUCAAGCCGCAAUCAGCUGCAGUUAUCAAUGCUCCAUUGCAAAUUUCCUCCCAAUUUGUGCCACCAAGUCCCGGCAGGGUCGUGAGCUUCCGUCCCAUUGACAGUGCUUUUAAACCAUCCGCUGCCAUCGUUAAUGCUCCAUUGAGACCUGUAUCUCAUCUCACUGUUCCUCGUCCCGAACGCAUUAUCAACUUUAGGCCAAAGCCAUUCCAAGCUCAAAAACUUUUUCCACAAACAUCGUUCACAUUGCCACGUGUGGAACGUCCAGCAGCCUUCCGUCCUAGACGUAUUCCAUCACAACAACAGCAACAACCGAACCGUUUCAGUCGCCCAUUAACGCCAAGUAUAUUUGGCACGUCGAAAAACAGUGGUCGUUCCAGCCGACCAUUACCAUCAAACAUUUUCAAUUAA
Messenger RNA from Musca vetustissima, 969 nucleotides. RefSeq lists its product as uncharacterized. The record is from RefSeq and is a predicted model, not a curated record. NCBI's taxonomy places the organism in Eukaryota, Metazoa, Arthropoda, Insecta, Diptera, Muscidae. The coding region runs from base 1 to 969 and encodes 322 amino acids. The transcript has a single exon.